UAAAUCCAAGCCUGGGUUAUACUGCUCUCAGCUCUCAACUCUCAACCUGUGGUGUUGGGCAACGUCACUAAAGACAGACACAGAGAGAGAAAGAAACAAGUUGGCUUUGUCGCUUUGUUCAUGUCAGUGAGCCUUUGAGAAACAACAACUACAUAGACAAAAUAGCACCCGUCACCAAGCAAAACAUAAACUAAAUUUGUUAUUCUUCUCUAAUAACCCACAACUAGUGAAUUUGAGAGGUUCUAUUCUCCCACGAAUUUCGUUUCUAUGUCUUCUGAUCUCUAUGCUUUUGACACCAGCUUCCACACACAUCAUUCAAACACUGAUGGAGUUGGAGACCUUCCUUUUCUCUCAGACUCUCUUCCUUUCUUCCCCAAUUCUCCCACUUCAAAUGCUCCUCCUUCUCUCGACCCAUUUUCCCCUUCUUUUUUCUCUUUCUCCCCUCCCCACUUGGAAAGCCUCAGCCUUUACCAUGCCAACCGCGUGCAGCCUCUGUCCAAUGGCCAGAACUUGGCCACUGAACUCGGAAGCUUCACGGCUGUUGAUGGCUCCCAAGUGAAGAGUGAGGAAUGUCAAGUGGCUGUUGACUGUGUCUACGCUCAGCAACUACUUCCUCAUAGCUAUAGUGGGGCCGAAAAUUUCUCCAAGUACAUGCAGAGGAGCUUCAGUAGCAACUCUUUUGAAGGAAAACCCGGUUUUCUGUCACAACCUUAUAGUGAUGCUCUCCUGGAUUCUCCUAAUUUUCAAAGGCAUGACAUGAGUUCCCCUGAUGACAGUCUCUUCGGUGGACAAAUGAGAAGGGUUUGCAGCACCGGAGAUUUGCAGAACAUGAAGGGAAAUCACAUGUCUCCAACGGAGGCGCCGUUGUUGGAGGAAUCGAACUUCAAAGUAGGGCGUUACAGUGCGGAGGAAAGAAAAGAAAGAAUUUCUAAAUACAGAGCAAAGAGAACACAGAGGAACUUCAACAAAACCAUUAAGUAUGCAUGCCGAAAGACACUAGCCGAUAAUCGACCACGCAUACGUGGCAGAUUUGCUCGCAACGACGAGACCAGCGAGACUCCCAAGGCUUCAUGUUCCACCCGGGAUGAAGAUGACGUCGAUUUCUGGAUUGAAGAAUUGCGAUUGCAUGAAGAGCAAGACGAUGUAACAGUGGGGGCAGAACAAUAUUUGAGAAGUUUUGGAGCUAGUCAAUUUCAGUACGGUGGCUUUUGAGUUUUAGAAGCAUAAUUUUAUGGAAGAGCCUUUAGGAAAGUUUAGGCUCGAUCAAGGGAGAAAAGAAUUUGCAAGCCAUAAGAAAGAUUAAUUGCAGAUUUUUUUUCUUUCUUUUUUAUUGAAUUAAAUAAAAAAAUGUCAAUAAGGUACGGGGAAUCUGAGAUGUUGCGGAGGACCAACAUGAAAUUGGGUUGUUGGACAAGGGUGCCCCGGUUAGUCUAGUUGUAGUUGCACACUUGCACCCCUAUAUAUUUUUUUAUUUCAAGCUAUGAUUUACCAA
Molecule: messenger RNA, 1492 nt
Organism: Cajanus cajan (pigeon pea)
Lineage: Eukaryota; Viridiplantae; Streptophyta; Magnoliopsida; Fabales; Fabaceae
Biological process (GO): regulation of flower development
Cellular component (GO): nucleus
Molecular function (GO): protein binding; DNA-binding transcription factor activity
Source: RefSeq, a predicted model, not a curated record